Molecule: messenger RNA, 3475 nt
Organism: Pygocentrus nattereri (red-bellied piranha)
Lineage: Eukaryota; Metazoa; Chordata; Actinopteri; Characiformes; Serrasalmidae
Gene: elmo1
Product: engulfment and cell motility 1 (ced-12 homolog, C. elegans)
Exons: 23
Coding region: 199-2421 (740 amino acids)
Biological process (GO): actin filament organization; cell motility
Cellular component (GO): plasma membrane; guanyl-nucleotide exchange factor complex
Source: RefSeq, a predicted model, not a curated record
GAGGGAGGAGGAGGAAGUGAAAACAGCAGCGCUGUCUGAGAGCGAAAGCCAGAAACAGAUAGAUAGAGAGAUAGAGAGAUAGAGUGCGCAUUACUACAGCUCCGAACUCCGAACAGCAGCGCUCUGGUGGAGCCUCGCCGCUUCAGGUUUGAAUGAGAGCCAGGGAGCAGUGAGGCUACAUUCCCUAGUGCUGCAACCAUGCCACCACCAGCAGACAUCCUGAAGGUGGCCAUUGAGUGGCCUGGGGCCUUCCCCAAACUAAUGGAAAUAGACCAGAAAAAGCCACUCUCCGCCAUCAUUAAAGAAGUCUGCGAUGGGUGGCAGCUGCCAAACCAUGAAACUUAUGCUCUGCAGAAUGCUGACUCCACUAACUUCUACAUCACAGAAAAGAACCGCAACAACAUCAAAAAUGGCUCUAUUCUGCGGCUGACCACCUCUCCUGCCCAGAUGGCUAUGCAGCUGUAUGAACGCGUCCAGUCCACCAGUUUGGACAUGAAGCUGGAUGCUCUGAAGGAACUAGCCAACUCUUCCAGAGACAUCACCUUUGCCCAAGAGUUCAUUAACCUGGACGGCAUCACCCUGCUCGUCCAGAUGGUGGAGAGUGGCACAGAACGUUAUCAGAAACUACAGAAGAUGAUGAAGCCCUGCUUUGGGGAAAUGCUCUCCUUCACACUGACGGCCUUUGUGGAGCUCAUGGACCAUGGCAUCAUCUCAUGGGACACGUUCUCUGUGGCCUUCAUCAAGAAGAUUGCCAGUUUUGUGUGCAAGUCCUCCAUGGACUCCGCAGUACUCCAAAGGUCAUUGGCCAUCCUGGAGUCAAUGGUGCUCAACAGUCAGGACCUCUACCAGAAGGUGGCGCAAGAGAUUACCAUCGGCCAGCUCUUGCCCCAUCUACAAGGAACGGAUCAGGACAUUCAGACUUACACCAUCGCUGUGAUUAAUGCUCUCUUCCUGAAAGCCCCCGAGGAGAAGCGACAGUUUGAUGAGAGCAAUGUGAACAUCCUUGAUUGUCCCCUCACAGAGAUGGCUCAUAUUCUUGCACAGAAGCAGCUGCGCUCCAUUAUUCUCCAAAAUGUCAUCAGGAGCACCAAGCCCAUUAACGACGAGAUGGCUCACCAGCUCUACAUGCUGCAGGUGCUGACCUUUAACCUGUUGGAGGACCGCAUGAUGACGAAGAUGGACCCUCAGGACCAGGCUCAGAGAGAUAUCAUCUUUGAGCUGCGCAGGAUUGCCUUUGAUGUCGAGUGCGAAUCCAACAACAGCGGCAGUAUUGAAAAGCGCAAGUCCAUGUACACCAGAGACUACAAGAAGCUUGGUUUCAUCAAUCAUGUGAACCCAGCAGUUGACUUCACUCAGAUUCCUCCAGGGAUGCUGGCUUUGGAUAAUAUGCUCUAUUUUGCCAGACACCAUCAGGAUUCGUAUAUCAGGAUCGUUCUGGAGAACAGCAGUCGAGAAGACAAGCAUGAGUGUCCAUUUGGCCGCAGCAGUAUUGAGCUCACCAAAAUGCUAUGCGAGAUCCUUAAAGUAGGAGAACUACCCAGCGAGAACUGCCACGACUUCCACCCCAUGUUCUUCACUCAUGACCGAUCGUUUGGGGAGUUCUUCUGCAUCUGUAUCCAGCUGCUCAACAAAACCUGGAAGGAGAUGAGAGCCACAUCUGAAGACUUCAAUAAGGUGAUGCAGGUGGUGAGGGAACAGAUCACGCGAGCUCUGACAGUCAAGCCUAACUCUCUGGACCAGUUUAAGAGCCGCCUGCAGAACCUGAGCUACACGGAGAUCCUCAAAAUCCGGCAGUCUGAGAGAAUGAACCAGGAGGACUUCCAGUCUCGGCCCAUUCUGGAGCUGAGGGAGAAGAUCCAGCCGGAGAUCAUGGAGCUGAUCAAACAGCAGCGUCUGAACCGUCUAUGUGAGGGCACCUGCUUUAGGAAGAUCAGCAGCCGCAGGAGACAGGACAAGUUCUGGUACUGUCGUUUGUCGCCCAAUCAUAAAGUGCUGCACUAUGGAGACUUGGAGGAGAGCCCUCAGGGAGAGGUGCCUCACGACUCUCUGCAGGACAAAUUGCCCGUGGCUGACAUCAAAGCCGUCGUCACCGGCAAGGACUGUCCGCACAUGAAAGAGAAAGGAGCCCUGAAGCAGAACAAGGAAGUGCUGGAGUUGGCCUUCUCUAUCCUCUAUGAGUCUGACGAGUAUUUAAACUUCAUCGCUCCUGACAAACAUGAGUACUGUAUGUGGACAGAUGGGCUGAAUGCUCUAUUGGGGAAGGAGAUGACCAGCGAAUUCACCCGCUCGGACUUGGACACUCUUCUGAACAUGGAGAUGAAACUCCGCCUCUUGGAUCUGGAGAACAUCCAGAUCCCUGAGGCUCCGCCCCCUAUCCCCAAAGAACCCAGUAAUUAUGACUUUGUCUAUGACUGCAACUAACCCCUCCACUGGACCAAGUGAUUUAUUUUUUUUCUUAAAUGAAAACUGGAAGAAAAAGAAAAAACUUUUAGAAAACUGUCAAAGAAAAAGUACAAAAAAGGAUUUUUUUUUCUUUCCUUUCGCUAUACUUGCUAAACUUUUUUUUUUUUUUAAAUGCGUCUGCUCACAGUGAGUUCACUGGACUUCAGCUGUUGUUGCCACUGACCCAUCCCGUCUGGUUGGGGAGAGACCCAGGUCCUCAGGUCCAAAAACCUCCACUGCACAAAAAACCUCCUGCUGUCAACACACUCCCACUUCACACGUCAUGCACCUGCACCUCAUGUACAAGCGCUCACUCUGUGUUAAUGCUCGGUCCAUCCCAAAGCUUUCAGUUGUUAUUCCCAUCCUUCCAGGCGGUUUGAGGUGAGAGCCUUUCCUGCUGAGCGUGUGCUGAGCCUGGGGACUUUGGCUUUUAGCACUUAGCGCAGCAUUACGACUCUGAGUCACACAGGCGGCAGCUAACAGCACAGAAAAAAAAACAGCAGGCCAGUGUAGUCCAAGUACAUCUCCACCACUGUCUCCAAGUGUCUAGUUCAUGCUACACAAACUGUAGACUGUUAACAGAAUGGGGCAGCAUCAGCCUCCUGUGUCUUAUAUUAGCCCUGCUUUGAAUGGGACUGACAUACCUGGUCAGUGCAACUAUAACACAAGCUUGCAAAUACAGCCCUCUCUUCACCUUGAUACCCACCAAACUUGUGGUAGACUGCUGUAACAUUCCAAAGCAAUAUUGAGCUUCUGUUUUUGUAAGAUGGUGUAAACAUUAGUGAUAUUUGUGCUGCCAAGUAGUCAGUAUUAGAUGAUUUUUGUGCGUCAGUUAAGGGAUCUUGUUUUUUUUUUUUGUUUGUUUGUUUGUUUUGUUUGUUUUUUCAGGAUCAUCAGAAACAUUUGAUCAUUUAUUAUUAUUUAAGUUAAAUGAUAUAUCCUGUCAUUGUUAUAUCUACUAUGGUUUAUUUUUUAUCCCAUCAGAUGUUAUAAGAGCCCAUGCUGUUUACAUUAAAGAUCAAUUCCAAUUCAA